Messenger RNA from Botrytis byssoidea, 1845 nucleotides. RefSeq lists its product as uncharacterized. The coding region runs from base 1 to 1845 and encodes 614 amino acids. The record is from RefSeq and is a predicted model, not a curated record. NCBI's taxonomy places the organism in Eukaryota, Fungi, Ascomycota, Leotiomycetes, Helotiales, Sclerotiniaceae. The transcript is spliced from 2 exons. Gene Ontology annotation, biological process: transmembrane transport. Gene Ontology annotation, molecular function: transmembrane transporter activity.
AUGCUAGGCGACGACAAGACUCGGUAUGUCGGCGAUUCUGCAGUCAAUGCGUUUCCCGCAGAUGCAAACUACGAAGAAGCAACGUUAAAAAACGGUCAUUCACCUCGAUCAUCCUCGGAUAGCACCUCUGAUAGUUCUAUAAGCGACAGUGACAAUGAGCAAGUCCAGCUUAUCGAGUCUGAUACUACUCACACCCGUGAAGGAGGGGUUGCCUCACGUGAGACAGCAGAGGAGCCUCUUAAAAAUGAAAAGGAGAAGCCCGCGUCAUGGUUUUCCCUGCCCAGAAAAGAUCAGCUUUUCAUCUUAGCCCUGGCACGUAUGGCCGAGCCAAUAGUACAAUCCAGCAUCAACUCAUACAUGUUCUUCAUGCUGCGCUUUUUUGACCCAUCACUUUCUGAUUCGACUAUUUCUUCACAGGCAGGUUACCUCGCUGGGGGGUUCACGGCUGCACAGUGCCUCACAGCUAUGGUAUGGGGUCGCGUGGCCGAUAAGGCUUCGGUGGGCAGAAAGAAUGUGCUUAUUAUUGGCUUGUUAGGCACUUUUACAUCCACCAUUGGCGUUGGAUUUUCUCGAUCUUUUGCGCCUGCGUUAUUUUUUCGUUGUCUUGGAGGAGCUUUGAACGGAAAUGUUAGUAUCAUGCGAACUAUGACUUCUGAAAUCAUCCGCGAAAAGAAAUACCAAACAAAGGCAUUCUUGUUAAUGCCAAUUAUGUUCAAUGUUGGUAUUCUCUUCGGCCCUUUAAUUGGAGGUUGGCUGCAGGAUCCAGUUCACACUUUUCCCAGUGCGUUUGGACCUGGAAGCAAGCUUGGUGGCAAAGAUGGCGUGGGAUGGAUGAUUAAAUACCCAUACGCGUUGCCAAAUUUAUUCAAUGCCUUCCUUUUGCUGCUUUCGCUGUGCCUUGUAAUUCUAGGUCUCGAAGAGACACACAUCGAUCGUCAGCAUCUCUCUGAUCCAGGCCUCAAGGUCGUUCGUUCUGUGGCUCGAAUUGUUUGCUGCAAAUCGCGUCAAACUAAAUAUGCUCGCUUAGGAGUGGAAGAAAACACGAACGAUGUUGAAAUGACAACACCUUCCGAACACAAUACAGAACCUAAGAGCUCAUACAAACCACGUGCAAAGCUGCCUCUCCGACACCUACUUCGUCGCAACGUUAUAGCUACUAUGGUUGCUCACGGUCUUAUACAAGGCCACACAAGCGCCUUCCAGAAUCUUUGGUUCUUGUUUCUGUCUACGCCUCGCUUUAACCCCGCCAAUUCAGAACCGUCUUAUACACCACACCCUCCUCUUUUCUUCACAGGAGGUCUGGGUCUUCCACCGGCUACUAUUGGAACUGCAAUUGGUAUCAUUGGCGCAAUGGGUUUGAUGUUGCAAUUUGGUGUCUAUUCAUGGGUAACGCACCGUUUGGGUGUAUUAUAUGCAUACCGCUACUCUCUAGUAAUAUUUCCGCUCGCGUACGCUCUCGCACCAUUCCUAGCACUGCUUCCCACAAAAUCAGCAUCGCCACACGCAGCAGACGGGCCAAUGAUUUGGAUAGGAAUAUGCAGUCUACUAUUCGUAAUAGUCAUAGGUCGUACCUUUGCACUCCCCAGCUCACUCAUUCUUAUCAAUAAUUGUACACCACAUCCGAGUGUACUCAGUACUAUUCAUGGUAUUGCGCAGAGUGUGAGUGCUGGGUCAAGAACAUUGGGCCCGCUUGUCUUUAGCGCGGUGUAUGGACAAGGAUUGGAGAAAGGGAUGGUGGGGAUGGCGUGGUGGAUUUUGAUGAUUGAGGCUUGCGUUGCUUUUGGCGCGAGCUGGGUGGUUUAUGAAGGUAAUGGACAUGAAGUGAAAAUGGAAGGAGAAUCUUAA